This is a messenger RNA of Oncorhynchus gorbuscha (pink salmon), 1769 nucleotides long. Its product is annotated as forkhead box protein B1-like. The coding region runs from base 66 to 1019 and encodes 317 amino acids. Gene Ontology annotation, molecular function: RNA polymerase II cis-regulatory region sequence-specific DNA binding; DNA-binding transcription factor activity, RNA polymerase II-specific. The record is from RefSeq and is a predicted model, not a curated record. Gene Ontology annotation, biological process: regulation of transcription by RNA polymerase II; cell differentiation; anatomical structure morphogenesis. The transcript has a single exon. NCBI's taxonomy places the organism in Eukaryota, Metazoa, Chordata, Actinopteri, Salmoniformes, Salmonidae.
AAAACUGGAAGAACUGUAGUCUGACGCGCCAUUCAGCAUAGUAUUUUGACAGAAAGUCCAUCAGAAUGCCUCGUCCGGGGAGAAACACGUAUAGCGACCAGAAACCUCCCUAUUCCUACAUCUCCCUGACCGCCAUGGCUAUCCAGUCCUGCCCGGAGAAGAUGCUCCCGCUCAGCGAGAUCUACAAGUUCAUCAUGGACAGGUUCCCUUACUACAGAGAGAACACCCAGCGGUGGCAGAACUCCUUACGACACAACCUCUCUUUCAACGACUGUUUUAUUAAAAUCCCCAGGCGGCCGGACCAGCCGGGUAAAGGGAGUUUCUGGGCUCUCCAUCCCAGCUGCGGGGACAUGUUCGAGAACGGAAGUUUCUUGCGGCGUCGUAAACGCUUCAAGUUGAUGAUGAUGGCGUCCGAGCAUCUGGCGCAAAGCAAACCGUCGGACACUGCCCACUAUCUCCAACAUCAAGCCAAACUCCGACUGAGCGCUCUGGCUGCUUCCGGCACACAUCUCCCGCAAAUGUCCGGUUACAACAUAGGAGUCUCUCACCAACCGUCCACUUUCAAACACCCGUUCGCAAUCGAGAACAUAAUCGCCAGAGAGUAUAAAAUGCCAGGCGGACUGGCCUUCUCCACCAUGCAGUCUAUGUCUGCUGGCUACCCGCUGCACAACCAGCUCACCACGGCCUGGCCUCAUAUGUACAGCUCCAGCGUCAUGGACACGGUAGCUCCCAUCUCCAUGGCCAGUGAUUAUUCGGCCUACGGAAUGCCCCUCAAGUCUAUUUGCUAUGGCGCGCAGAGUCUACCUGCCAUCCCCGUGCCAAUCAAGCCCACCCCUACUUCGAUGCCAGGGCUCUCGGCUCUGCCAACACAUAUUCCAGCUUUCUUAGCGAACUCUCCCCAGUCUCUCAGCCCCACGUCUCCUCAGACAGCUACCAGCCAAAGCAGCCCUGCCACGCCGAGCGAAACGCUCAUAAACCCGGCCUCUUCGGCCAUGCAGUCUGUGGUGUCGGUGCACUGACAUGACGUUUGCGGAUGGGACUUAUUAAACACUUCUGAAAAAGAAAAGAGAUGCUUAUCAACUUUUCCAAAGCGGUAUUUUAUUGUUUGAUCAAUUCAUGACCAACCAACUAAAAUAUGCUCUACAAUCAUGAGGCAAGAUAUUUGCGUUUUGUGGUUUAUCGAUGUACUUAGAUGUUUUACUUGAGACUUGUUGUGGCAGUGACCCUUGUCUUUCUAUGACGCGCAUAUAGGCUACAUCGUUUUGUUACCUGUUUAGGGUCAUUUAAGAAUAAUCCAAUUCUGAGAUUAUUUUCAAAAAGCACUGUCGUUAUCCGUAUCUAUAUUCUUGCUUACAUUUUAUUGCCAAGUUUCCAAUAAAUAUUCAAUUUCAAUUAAUCUAAAACUGGUAAAACAAUUCGUUAUUACAUUAGAGAAUGUUGUCAGAAUAUUCUUUUUUUUUUUUGCAUUUUCGUCAAGAUAAAAAGGCCAAGAAAAAUAAAUAAAUUAAAUCAACUUUUUGUAAAUUAAAUUUAACGUGACAUUUUAGUUACAGCUCCCUUAAAUGCGCAUUGCAUUUGCUAUACCAAACAGCCAAAUCUAGUUUUUAGGAGAAUAAAAAAAAGAAGAAAGAGAACAAUCACAGGGGUGACAUUUUCAAAUAACAAAACUUGAAAACAGAUAUUUAUGGUUUACUUUGGUGUCUGGUUGUCUGCAUUCAAAACAUUCAAAUAUAUUUGAAUUGAUGGAAGAAUAAGUUGAAAUGUGUAAA